Glycine soja is the source of this 1670-nucleotide messenger RNA. Its product is annotated as endoglucanase 2-like. Gene Ontology annotation, biological process: carbohydrate metabolic process. The transcript is spliced from 6 exons. Lineage: Eukaryota; Viridiplantae; Streptophyta; Magnoliopsida; Fabales; Fabaceae. Gene Ontology annotation, molecular function: hydrolase activity, hydrolyzing O-glycosyl compounds. Bases 12 to 1619 code for a protein of 535 amino acids. The record is from RefSeq and is a predicted model, not a curated record.
UUUUCAAUUGAAUGGAACACAAGGUUAAUGAUAAAGAACCCAACAAAAAGCACUACGUUAGUGCUUUGUGUUGGUGGUUAACAGUGUCCAUCAUCGCAGUCCUCGUAGUAGUUGCUGGUGUUCUUUCUCUAAUAACCAAGUUUAAGUUUGGUCACUCUAAUUCACCUGAAUUCACUUCUCACCCCACCAACGUUGUUCAGAAAUAUGCUUCAGCUCUUGAAUUGGCCUUGCAAUUUUUUGACGUCCAGAAAUCUGGUAAGCUGGAGAAUAAGAGGGUUUGGUGGAGAGGGGAUUCGGGGCUACGAGAUGGGAGUGAAGAGAAUUUGGAUUUAUCGAAAGGAAUGUAUGAUGCUGGUGACCACAUGAAAUUUGGUUUCCCUUUGGCUUUCACUGCAACCGUGUUGUCUUGGGCGAUUCUUGAAUAUGGAGGUCGCAUGGAUGCGGUGAAGCAGCUACACUAUGCACUUGAUUCGCUGAAGUGGAUCACGGAUUAUCUUGUCAAUGCACACCCUUUUCCUGAAGUGCUCUACAUUCAGGUGGGGGAUCCUGAGGUGGAUCAUAAUUGCUGGGAAAGGCCUGAAGACAUGAAAGAAAAAAGACCACUCACUCAAGUUAAUUCAUCUUUUCCAGGAACAGAAGUUGCGGCAGAAACUGCAGCUGCAUUGGCCUCAGCAUCUCUUGUUUUUAAGGAGAUCGAUUUCGCUUACUCUAGGAUUCUCCUACGACAUGCUCAACAGCUGUUUACUUUUGCUGAUGCAUAUAGAGUUUCCUACAGUGUCAGCAUCCCUCAAGUGGGGAAAUACUAUAACUCAUCUGGUUAUGGAGACGAACUCUUAUGGGCAGGUACCUGGCUCUAUCAUGCAACUAAGGAUCCAUCAUAUCUAAACUAUGUGACAGGGCAGAAUGAGAAAGCAUUUGGUAGUUUAGGAAGUCUAUCAUGGUUAAGUUGGGAUGAUAAACAUGCUGCAACUCAGGUUCUUUUGUCCAGAGUGAAUUUCUUUGGUGAAAGUAACAUCCCAGAUGCGGAGAAUCUCGACCUUCAGAUGUACAGAGAAACUGCUGAAAUCCUCAUGUGCAAGCUUCUACCUGAUUCACCAACAGCCACCGCCAACAGAACUGAAAGUGGGCUGAUAUGGGUGGUACCAUGGAACUCUUUGCAACAUUCAGUAGCGUCUGCAUUCUUAGCUGUUCUUUAUAGCGACUACAUGCUGACAUCUCAAACUGAAAUACUAUAUUGUAGUGGGAAAUUGUAUAAGCCAGUAGAUCUUCGCAAAUUUGCCAUUUCUCAGGCAGAUUAUGUUUUAGGUGAAAAUCCUAUGAAGAUGAGUUAUCUUGUGGGAUAUGGAACUCAAUACCCCAAAUACAUACAUCAUAGAGGGUCUUCCAUUCCAGUUAAUGCUACAACUGGUUGCAAAGAUGGAUUCAAGUGGUUUGACUCACCUCACCCUAAUCCAAAUGUAGCAUUUGGAGCACUAGUAGGUGGUCCUUUCUUUGAUGAGACAUAUAAUGAUUUCAGGAACAACUCAAUGCAGGCUGAACCAACCACUUACAGUAGUGCCCUCUUUGUUGCUCUCUUAUCUGGCUUGGUUGCCAGUUCCUCCGUAGCGUGGUCUUUUUAGAAUUUAUAUGUAUUCUUUAUUAUCAAUAAAUGACUUUUUUUAUUUAACAAA